CCAACCCCAAACCCAGACGGUAGCCUACCAAAAUUUUUCCUUCACAAAAAAGUCGCCAGAAAGUUGCCGGAAACAUAGCAAGCUAAGCACGACUAGCCAGGAAAAAUGGCAAUUCUUUCUCAAAACUCAAGUAAUGUCAUGUUAUCCGUUAAAAUCUUGUUGAUUUCGACGAGUGUUCUAUCCAUGGCGGUGAUAUUGAAGUUCUCAGUACCAGUACUGACAGAGUUUGCAGUCUCAGAACUCCCUUCAACAUACAACGUCUUCGUUUCGUGGCUCAGGCCUCCGUAUCUGUACCUUAUCAUCAACUGUAUCAUCAUCAUAAUAGUUGCCUCUUCGAAACUUCAGUUGAAGAUUGAGGAGUCAUCAUCGUCGAUGGAAGCAGUGGUUCAGGUUCAGACGGUGCCGAUCAAGGUCUCCGGAGAUGUACUACAGACGGACUACGAGGUGGCAUACAACGACGCCGUUUUGAAGAAUGAGGCGGUGGAGGUGGUCAGGCCGGAGGUUUUUGAGUUUAGCAGUCAUGAUGUGAAUGUAGCUGAAGGCUCGGAAUUUGACGUGUACAGAAAUGUGGAUGCUAGGGUUUGGGAGACAGAGACGAAUGUGAGUUCUGUCAGUGCUGAGAUGAAUGGAAGUGAUGAGGGUUUGAUUUCCAAGUCUUCGUGGAAUGCGAUGAAUAAUGAUUUGACGGAGUUCUCGCUCUCAGUUUCGAGUGAGAAACCACUGGUUUCUUCUAGGUUGGGGCACAGGAGAUCUGUCAAAGCCAGUCCUGAAGGAGGGAAGACGUUGGGAGUGUCGAAGCCGAGGAGGCAAGAGACACUGGAGAACACUUGGAAGACGAUAACGGAAGGCCGUUCAAUGCCGCUAACGAGGCACCUGAGAAAAUCGGACACGUGGGAGACGCACGGCCGUCACCUCCAUUCUGGCAGUGUGGGCCACCCAUCUCAAGAACAGAAGAUGAUUAAAUCAGAGACAUUCAGUGCCACUGGCAACAGCUACAACUCGUCGCUGAGUCAAUCACCGGGUUCUGGGAAACUCAGGAGAGAACCGUCGCCGGUACAGGACGAGUUGAACAGACGUGUGGAGGCUUUCAUAAAGAAGUUCAAUGACGAAAUGAGGUUGCAGAGACAAGAGUCAUUGAAUCAAUACAGAGAGAUGAUCAAUCGCGGUGCAACUUAAAUGUUUGAAAAGACAGGUUUGUGGGUUGAUAGAGUUGGCUGUUGGGUUGGGUCGUUCUGCUUGGGCUUCCACAGUUCCACCCAUGGACAUGAGCUUGCAUGGCUUCAGCGGUGAAGAGAGAGAGAGGGAGAGCUUCUUUCCCAUUUCUUAGAGUGGGAAUUAGCACGGGAUUCAUCAAGUUCGAAUGUGGAAAUGGUGGUUUCUAAUUGCCAUAUACACAAGUGAAUCCUUAGUUUUUUUCUUUUUUUACCGAUAAACAUAAAAAAAUCUUACAAAUCUUGUGCUUAUAGUUGGUACUUGAACCUUCCAUGCAUUACAAGUUUCCUUGGCGCUACAAAAGUCUGAGAAAAACCACAAGGUCCCAGUGUAGACAAGUAGAUAUUUUGAAUUUGAGCC
Molecule: messenger RNA, 1572 nt
Organism: Ilex paraguariensis (yerba mate)
Lineage: Eukaryota; Viridiplantae; Streptophyta; Magnoliopsida; Aquifoliales; Aquifoliaceae
Source: the annotation of a GenBank genome assembly